AUGGCUCCGGCCAAAGUCCCAGCGACUGCGAAAUGGGCGAAGCGCAUUCUGCGCCCCCUGACCUCAAUUCACCGUCGACUCAAAAAGCACAAUCAAGUGCAGCCAUUCCCUUCGCCCGAGCAAAAUGAAGAGACCGACGACGACUUUUUCCUCGAAUCCGAUGUUCCGACUGAUGAUGCGCGCGCCGGCAGCAACCCCGGAUCAGACGCAGACGAUGCCGAUCCCAAAUGGAUCCCGGGGAAGAAAAUCAGCAAGCGACGUUUGAAGCACAAGUUCUCGAACCGAGGCGGAAACCCACGCAAACGAACGCUGGUGUCUGCACAGAGCCCCCAAACCAACUCGACCCUACCUGGCGCAAUUGAACUGGCCACACCCCUGAUUACUGGAACGAUCAUGCAGGCUCCUACGAAUCUCCAAGCGCAAAAUCCAAUUCAGCAGCCAAAUUUUGGAAAUGUCCAGGAAUCGUCGCAUACGAAAAGACCAGGACAAGCCUGGCAACAAUUCCUCGACGAUAUUGGAGAUCCGGACUUCAAAAAUAUCAUGCAAAACUUCGAUCGGACACUUAAGGACUUCCUUGAGAAUACUCGGGUACCCCGACACGACCGAGGAGCACGGUCGUUGCUUUCUAUGACGCUCCGACACCUGCCGAGGGUUAUUGCCGAAGCGCAAGAGGAGUUGAACGAGACUGUCGCUGUGGAGGAACAGAACAAGGAUUUGUGUGAUGAGUGCUAUACCGACCUUGAGAACCACUAUGCUUGUGGUAAACCAGCAUGGGAGCCACUCCGGGAGGCUGUUAGAGCCCAAGGAAUUUGGACGAUCAGUGAUUUGAUUCGCAAAAAAUGGAUCAAGGAGCCGGUUGCGUGCGCGUUGAUUCAAACAUGUCAAAACCGCGAUCCAGAGAUUUUCGAGGAGCUACUCUCACUUGUUCUAUCCAAGACACGCACGGUCUGGAAUUACCCUCGCUGGACAAAAUUGCCAAGCCCAUCCUUCACAGACCCAAUUGGCUUACUCCACAAAUACGGGGCAUGCGUCUCGAACAAGCCCAACCACUCGUAUGUGUUCGAUGAGCUCACAAAGCUUCUCGUUUCUGGCACAAUGACUCCCGAAUGGAUGGCAACGAAUGUCUGGGUGGACUGGAUGAAGAAGGCGGUUAUCACAUCCUCAGUGCAAGACGACGACUUUCAUGCAGCUUGCCAGUUGAUAAGGACAGUCUUGUAUCUUGCAAGUGAUGUUCAACGGGCAGCCAAACCCAUCAGACACCCACCUCGCCCGCUUGCGCGUGAUUUAGGUCCACCCAGAGCUAGGCGAGCUGCCUACACCGUGAAUGACUGGGUUCCUCCCGGUGUUCGUGAGGAUGAACCCUGCCCGGUUCGAGUCACAGAGGCGUUGUCGAAUCAAUGCACAAGUGUUUUGGCCGCUUUUUGCGGUAUGCACAUCUCACGAUCUCGUGCUCCUGGCUCGGAAGCUCGAAAUGAUCAGGGGGUGAUCAAGACGGCAGCAGGUGAUUUCAUCAGUCGUCUUUGCUCUGAGGCGAAUUCAGAACUGAAUUCCAGAUCCUCAACCACUGAAGGAUUCACGAAACAUCAGUUGAUACGACGAGGAUGUAUCCUCUUGGCAGAUUGCCUUGUUAAAUGCAACGACGCCAUUCUCGCUCGUGAUGAGGAACUCAUUCUGGCCGCUGCACCCGAAGUUGAGGAGCUCUCUGGAAACCUCUCUGCACCGGAACUGGUCAAAGACAUGUCGUCGUUCGUACGACGAUCUCUUCGCUAUUUUGGUGGUGCAACCCUAGGCAGCGGCCAAGCGACAUCCGACCAAGCGCCACCCGAACGCAGACUUGAAGACCAAAGUCUGGAAGAAAGAGACCCAUAUCUCCAAUGGCUCAAAAACCUCGAAAGGAGUCGAGAGACUCGCCGCAUGAUUUCGCGGCUGGCGCAUCUGGCUGACGCUGCCCAUACUCCCAAGUUCUUCACCUUGGUCACCAAAGUCGCUGUGGAAGCUGCCAUGCAGUUUGCGGAAGAGACGCACGAUCAAGAUGACCACGACUGGGCUAUCGAGGUGCAGGAAGCGGUCAUUGAGCUUCAGCGCCAGAAGGACACAAACCUCGACACUACGAACGAUAGCUUCCGCUAUGAGGAGAGCAUCGGCGAGUGGGUGGCUCGCACGCCGGCAACAAAGCAGAAUGCAGGACCCAAAGUGAUCAUCAGAGGCCGCCGGUCAAUGGCUGCGAUGCCGCCCUGCUCCUCAAACAGCAGUUCGCCGGAAUCGGAAAGCUCUGCCAAUCCCUCCCGAAGUCAGACCCCCUCGUCUUCACCAACGACGCCAUCCCAGACUGGAAAGGAGCGACGUGUCGAGGCAGUGGAUGACUCGCCCAUUCGGCCAGCCAAGAGAAUGAUGACGAGGUCCAAUACUUCCCUUAAUUCCUUGAUAAUGCCCUCCUCGUCGAGAAGAAAGCGGAGUGCCGAGGAGGCCGAGUCCUCUGCCACUCGCCCGGCCAAGCGCCCCCGGCCUAUGAGUUCAAUGUAUGGAGGUAGGGUCGAGGUGGUGAUCAUUAAUCACCAACAAUCGACCGCUCCUCCACGAGGGGUCAUUGGGGAAGACAUUGAGGAAGAGGAAAGUGACGAUGAGUUGAGCUUUUUGUGA
This is a messenger RNA of Penicillium argentinense, 2640 nucleotides long. RefSeq lists its product as uncharacterized. The transcript has a single exon. Bases 1 to 2640 code for a protein of 879 amino acids. Lineage: Eukaryota; Fungi; Ascomycota; Eurotiomycetes; Eurotiales; Aspergillaceae. The record is from RefSeq and is a predicted model, not a curated record.